GACUGACCAACAUUAGCUGAGGUGUGAGCUAAAUUCAAUCUCGUCUCGGGAUACAGUGUGCCUCUUUGCAAAACUGGUGACUUUUUUUAAUUAAAUAAUCUUUUUUUUUCAUUUGUACGAUUUCUCAUGCGAGGCAUCAUUUAAACUGAAAAUGGAAAGUAUCCUGUAGAGUGAAUGCUUUUGCAGAAUGACUCGAGAGGAAGAGAUUCCAGACUGGGUAGGAGCCAAGGAGUUCUACGACAAGUAUGUCCCAAAGGAAAUCCUCGGCAGAGGAGUAAGUAGUGUUGUGCGCCGAUGCAUAAGCAAGCAAACGGGCCAUGAGUACGCUGUAAAGAUCAUAGAUAUCACAUCAGACAAGCUGACCCAGCAAGAGAUUCAGGAACUCCAAGAGUCAACAGCUAAGGAAAUAGACAUCUUGAAGAAGGUGCGUGGAGAGCAAAAUAUCAUUCAGCUUAUUGAUUACUUUGAAUCAAAGGCUUUCUUCUUCCUGGUAUUUGAUUUGAUGAAGAAGGGCGAGCUCUUUGAUUAUCUUACAGAACAAGUUACCUUAAGUGAGAAAGAAACAAGGAAGAUAAUGCGUGCUCUGCUGGAAGUGGUUCAGUUCCUGCAUUCCCAGAAUAUCGUCCACAGGGACCUGAAGCCAGAGAACAUCCUACUAGAUGAUGAUAGAAAUAUCAAGCUAACUGACUUUGGCUUCUCCUGUCAGAUUGAUCAUGAUGAAAAGCUGAAAGAAAUAUGUGGCACUCCAGGGUAUCUUGCUCCUGAAAUAAUCCAGUGCUCCAUGGAUGAAAAUCAUCAGGGAUAUGGGAAAGAAAUAGAUCUAUGGAGCUCUGGGGUGAUAAUGUACACCUUAUUAGCUGGUUCACCUCCAUUCUGGCACAGAAAGCAGAUGUUUAUGCUCAGGAUGAUACUUGCUGGCAACUAUGAAUUUGGGUCUCCAGAAUGGGAUGAUAGAUCAGAUACAGUCAAAGAUUUGAUCUCCCGUAUGCUGGUCAUAGACCCUAAAAAGAGAUGCACAGCAUCUGAAGCUUUGGCCCACCCAUUUUUUCAACAGUAUGUGGUGCAGGAGGUACGGCACUUCAGCCCAUACAGGAAGUUUAAGGUUAUCUGUACAACUGUCCUUGCAUCUGUGAAAAUAUACUACCACUACCGACGAGUGAAGCCAGUCACUAAGGAGAUUGUAAUGAGAGAUCCCUAUGCAAUGAAGACAAUUCGUAAGAUGAUUGAUGCCUGCGCUUUUAGAAUUUAUGGACACUGGGUGAAGAAAGGACAGGCACAAAACAGAGCAGCCUUGUUUGAAAACACACCAAAAACUAUAUUAUUGUCCCUGACAGGAGAAGCUUAAGGCUUGCUUAAAUUUUAACAACUAGGCUGAUUAUAGAAAAAAAAAUGUACUUGAGGCAAAAAAAAAAAAAAACAGAAAUAAUGAAUUUUUCCCAGAACACUCAUUUGUAGUGUUCAUAAUGGAGAAACAAGAGCAUCAGCAUGGGGGCCAGAGAAUCAUGCACGCUACAGAUUUCAAAGUUGUUCUGUAGAUAUGGUUAACUGCUCAAACAGUAUACUUGUGUAGAAAUGCAUUUUUAGAAACCAGGAAAUAUUAAUAGUACUGGUAAAAAAGAAAUGGGUGAAAAUCAACAAAGAAAUUACUGGAAAUGUUAUUUAUUGUAAGUCAUAAGCUUGUGAUUAUACCAGUUUAUUUUUUAUGUACAGUAGAUAUGGUUUUCAGGUACCUAAAAUUUUAGUUUAAGAGGGAUGUUAAAAAUGUGUAUUUUAAAGAAAAACAUUGUAUUGUGAAUACUUUUGUGCACAUUCAUCAGUGAGGAAACCUAAAACAAUGCCCCCUUUGUAUCAAAAGGUUAUAAACUAUAUUAAA
Molecule: messenger RNA, 1873 nt
Organism: Erpetoichthys calabaricus (reedfish)
Lineage: Eukaryota; Metazoa; Chordata; Cladistia; Polypteriformes; Polypteridae
Gene: phkg1b
Product: phosphorylase kinase, gamma 1b (muscle)
Exons: 10
Coding region: 188-1345 (385 amino acids)
Biological process (GO): protein phosphorylation; glycogen biosynthetic process
Cellular component (GO): phosphorylase kinase complex
Molecular function (GO): ATP binding; calmodulin binding; phosphorylase kinase activity
Source: RefSeq, a predicted model, not a curated record